Messenger RNA from Odontomachus brunneus, 8916 nucleotides. RefSeq lists its product as uncharacterized. NCBI's taxonomy places the organism in Eukaryota, Metazoa, Arthropoda, Insecta, Hymenoptera, Formicidae. The transcript has 27 exons. Gene Ontology annotation, cellular component: cytoplasmic microtubule; cilium. Bases 1006 to 7503 code for a protein of 2165 amino acids. The record is from RefSeq and is a predicted model, not a curated record. Gene Ontology annotation, biological process: microtubule cytoskeleton organization. Gene Ontology annotation, molecular function: microtubule binding.
GUAUGUGUGUGUGUGUUAGAGGGAAGCGUAACUCUAGCGACACGUUCAAUUCGAUUUGCAUUCGCAUUCGAGGAAUUAAUCGGUUAUACUCGGGGCGGAUUGCACGUUUCGUUUCGUGCGCUCGAAUCACCGGCUGUCUCAUGGUCGUCGUUAUUGUCGUCGUCAUAAAUUCGCUCCACGUCCCGAAAUUGCACAUUUCGUCUCCCGUGCGGGAUAAGGUAAACGUCUGUACACUCUAAUAAUACUGUACCUAACUCUGAACAUUCUUAUUGUUUCGAUCUUUAAGUACAAAUAUUUAAACAUAUAGUAUAACAAUAUUUAAACAUAUAAUAUUUAAACAAAUAUUUACCAUAUAGGAAAUAUAUAUAUUCUACGUUUUGAAAGUUUAAAUAUUCGUAUUCGAAAACCGGAAUAAUAAGAAUGUGCAGAGUUAGGUACCAGUGUUAUUAAUGUCCAGACGUUGAUACUUUUACUUUAUAGGUAAAAAUAUCCAAGUAUUAUGUAAAUGAUUUGCUUUGGCGUUACCUGCCGAUCGUUACAAUUGGCAUAUUCCUAUGUUAGCAUAUUCAGUCUUUACAAUCCUAGUUAGUUAACUAGUUGUAGGAAGAAUCGAUCUGUCUUCGCCUUCCCCUAUCGUACUGUUAUUAUUGUCAUUUAUGUGGCGUCUUGGCUCUAACCGAACUUGGCUCAUAAGAAUCAGCAAUUCUGUUCAUUGCUGCAAAACGCGUUUAGUUCUUCCUCAUUGUCAUUAAUCCAACCAAUCUUUUUUCUUCGUGCUAUUUCUGUAAUUCUUUCCUUCGGCAUAUAGAUCUUGAUCGACGCGAGAGUCUCGGGCUUGAUACACUGUUUUUCUUUAUGCGGUUGUUAGUUCGAAUCCACGUCGGUUCGCGCAUCCACCCGUCAGCCGAGCAAUCGUCAUCAAUGAGCGAUCAGGAGCUGAGACCGCGAUUGCGGUGUAUCAUGAAGGACAAUCAGUGGUUCCCGAAGGACGAGACGUAGGGGGACAUGUCCCGCUGCUUGUCGUCAUCUAUGACAGGAUCGACAGAUGCGGGGCCCCUGCAGCCCCAGGAAGAUCCCGUGCCUCUUCCCGUCCAACCGUCGACCUUCGAGCGACCGGUAUCGGAGGACAGUUCGUUGACCCGGCGAGAUCGUCGCCGUCAUCAGCCGCGACGGAAAAUGACGUCCGCGCCACCGUCCGGGCAAACGAUACAAUUGACUCCGCUCUGGGAACAUGUGGUGCGCACGCGUAGGUUUCCAUCCGAGGUCGACACGCAGGCCACCUUCGUCGAGAUCUCUGAAAGACUUCGGGAUCCAGAAUGGGAGGUACGUCAGCAUGCCCUACGGGUGCUGAUGGACGUGCUACCGACUCUGAACGCCGAUGUCGUCGACAAGGUCAUGCAACCAGUGGUGCCGGAGCUGAUCAAUAAUUUGGGACACCCAGCGCCGGCAGUUCGUAAGGGUGCCUUGGACACACUGAGGGUGUACCUCGUCCACAGCCCCAAUAGGGACAGCAUGGUGAAAAAUAUCCUGCACGACGGCUUGAACCGUCCGGACGCCCACAAUCCGUUCCAAACGAACGUAACGACGGGUGUGAUCCUGAGCGCGCCUCUGUUGCUCUUUCCAUCCUCGGACAGUCCAGCGCCGACAAGCCAGGUCCUCAAGGACGCCACGGUCGCCUUCGCCUCCCGGUUAGUCCAAGUGCCGCAUCAGGAAGCCGUUCUCAAAUCUCUCAUGAAGAUCCGCGACGCGGUCGGCGAGGAGGAGUUCGAGGGCUACCUGGCGGAUUACGACGAUAACAUGAAGAAGAACAUCGAGAUCCUCUCCAAGAUCUACAAUAUCAGACCGGGCAAGAGGAAACAAGGGCGCAAGCACGCGACGGACAUUAUAAAGGCCGACAAGGAGCGCGUCUUGGACAAAUCUCACUGGGACAGCGACAGCGACACCUCCGGCAUAGCCGAGGAGGAGGACGAGACGCCGAAUGGUACCGGGCCGCCGGGAAGGGUCGUCCUGGAGACCGAGAUCAAAUUCAAUGAGGAGACGGCUAUCACGAUGACGAUUUUGGAAGAGAAAGACGACGAGGAAGAAGAUAGCGAAGAAGACGGCGAACAAGAGGACGUCGAAGAGAGCGACACCGUGGAUGUUCUCGCGGACCCGUUCUCGGAAGACAAACGGAAGACACCCAGACGGGUGCAUUUCGGCGGCGAGAUCGUCAAGCUGAGGACACCCGACAGCGACGAGACGGAAUCGAUCGAGAUCGCGGCGCCGAAGACCCGGAUACCGCUUCCUGUGUCGCCAGCCACGAAGAUGCCGGAGAGGGCUCGACGGCGGCCUUGGUCGCAACCGUGCAGCCCUCACGCGGAGAAGCGAGGGUCGAAGCGGGCUUCCAGGUCAGCCUCUAGCAGUCCCAAGAGAGAGGCGUACACGCACAACGCGCAGCUGAGCCCGAAAAAGAGCAUUCUCGCGCGGACGACCAGCGGGGGGCCCGUCAUCGUUGUCGACCCUGCGACGGAGGAGAUGAAGAGUGCGAAGGAGCGGAGAAACGGUGAGAACACGGUCCUAGAAGACGAGGGCUCUCGUGCGACCGGUAGCUCUCAGCAGAGCGACGAGACGUCGAACAAGGAACAAGCGGCGCCGUCGUCGCCGAGUCAAGGCGAGAAGAAGAAGCCCAAGGACGACGACGACGCACCUACUGUGCUUCAAGUCGCAACCGCGGAAGAAGCUUUGAACACGUCUGCAACGGAGGAGCGAGUCAUUCCUAAAAGAGGUGACAAUCGCGUGGACGCGGUCGGCUCCAACGAGAACGACGUGGUCGAAGUUACCUCGAGACAGUCGAAAGAUCACGUGCUGACGGAGGCACCGAGCCCAUCCCGCAGGUCGCACAUAAUGAACAGAGAAGAUACCCAGGUGGGUGACGAGGCUUUCGAAAUGGAAGGAGGACGCUUGAAUGAGCGAAACGUCGUUUCGGGGAGCGACUUCUUUUUCGGUGAGGUCAAGAGCAACGUCAAUGUGAGCGACUUAGCGUUCGGCUCGCCGGUAUACGAGUGCAACGCGCGAAUCAACCGGCUGGUCGGCGGUGACUUCGUCGACGAGAUCGAGCAGGUCGCCGGGCUGAUCACGGAGGUGGAUAGCGACGGCGAACAGAAAGGACGCGGUCAACGCGACAGAAAGAACGCGUCAGAGUCGAACGGAAGCGUCACUUGCAGCAGCAGCGAGGGCGAGGGCAAGCCGCAGGAGCCCAACUGGGAGGAACUGGGUCUGGUCAGUCAGGAGGUUUUGGACGACUUGCAUAAUAAGGACGAUUGGCGAGCGCGCGUGAGAGCCUUAGAGAGAGUCGCGUCGGCCCUGCGGACGUCCUCGGCCCUGAUCGCGAUAGAGUCGCGAUUAGGAUCGCUCUUGCAUGCAGUGCUCGGCGGCGAAAGGAGCUGCCGGGUGGCCGCUGCCGGUUUAACGGUGGCGAAGGUUGUCGUGGCUGGCGUCUCGGAGGACGCGCUCAAAAAGAAAUUACCGCAGUUGGCAUGGGGACUUGCCAGACAAGGCGGUCCAGCCGCGGCGCAGCUCGCUAGGAUCGCAAUGAUCAGGCUCAAGCCCAGCCUGUUCCUGGAGCAAAUGUUGCAGCCGCAUUGUCUAAGCGCCAGGAACGCUAAGACGAGAGAGAACGCGCUGCAACUGUUGAUCUUCUCGCUGGUGACGUUUCCGAGUACGGAGUUCAAGCUGGAAACUGUGGCCAACCGUGUGGCGAUGAUGGUCGCAGAUCGGCGACGAAGAGUACGUCAAGCUGCACUCGAUACCUUGGCAGUUUUGGCGCAGAUCUACGACCCUGAGGAGGUCCUGCAAGCGGGGAGACGAGCGGGCGACGGGAGCCCCGACGCCGAGGCGAUGUUGGCCGCGAUCAGAGCUCGGCUGGCCAGGAAGUCGCUGCCGUUGGUAUCGGCCGACGGCCUCGUGGUGUACGGUUUGCAAAUUUCACCGACUGUUCAGAUCGCUACUGGUCCCGAUGUCGAUUGGAUCGUGGCAGGAAGCGGCUCGGUUUCACCAGGCACCGGUCGCACCAGAGGUCAAAUCAUCGCCACGUCCAGGUCUGCGCAGGGAAGGGCGUCCAGGAACGUCAAUAAUAACCGCGAAAGCCCGUGGACGGAGAGACCCAAUCUCGUCGCGCUCGGUGUCGGCCUGCAGUCCAAGAGCGAACAAUCGGUGGCUUGGCAAAUAUUGCCUUCGCAGAGUAACGAUGACAAUGAAGAUGAGAUAACGGGGCCGAACGGACGAAACGCAAAUGCGGGGGUGCCUCCGAACUUCAAUCUGAGAUUCGGGGAACAACUGCGAUCGUCUUACACGUCGUCGACUCAGCUGCACGAUCCUGUCGGGACGGACUCUAAGAAUCUCAAAGAGAUCUCCGACAAUAAUUUCGGCGAACAGAAAGCGCGAAGUCGUAAAGAUCUUAAUGAAAUCGCUAAAGAAAAGGACACAACUGUCAGAGGAGAAUCAAAGAUCCCGGUGUUGCUGAUGCGCGAGCGUCACAAGAUAACGUCGCAGAAUCGCGAGAAGUCCGUCAACUUGGAGUACGUCAACCUCAACUUGCGAAAACAAACGAAAGACGCCCUGGACAGUAACCGAAAUCGAAUAAAUUCGCGGCAGGAGAACAAUGUCGGAUCAUACGCGAGUACGUACCAACGGAGGAAGCGUCUUCAGCAAGAGGAGGCGAGCCAGUUUCUGAAUCAGACGUUCGACUCGCACUGCGGCAGUUAUCAUUCAUCCUCCUACGUGAAAGCCUUGGGAACCAGAGAGUACAGCGGCGUCACGGACAGCAGAGAGGGAAUUUUCUCGGACGAUAAUUCGCAUUAUUACGGCAGAUUCGUAGAUAACGAGACAUUUACGAGUAAAAACGAGAGCUCAGAUUACACGGGAGGAGGAGGAGGACGACAACGAUCGUUAUCCAGAAACAUGCAACAGCAAACGCUCGUUGAAACGUACAGCUCGAUUCACGAACGACAGAAGCUGAUAGACAAGAACACGUACCGACCGUUGCGGACCGCUCCGAGUCCGUUGACUCGCGUGAGCCGGGAACUUCCAAAUUUCAAUUCGCAAGACGCGGAUAGCGAGAAGGACGCGAUAUUCCGGUCCAGAGAUCGUAGGACGAAGGACGUGCAACAAAGGGCCGAGGUGGACCCGACGUCGUCGGAUCCACGGGAGAACGGGCGUCCCUUUUCGGAAAAUUUCGCCGAUCCUCAUCGAAGAAGGUUGCGGUCAUUGUCGCCGACGCAGCUCCACCAAUCAAGGCAAUUCGUCAGGCUGGCUUCCAGCAGGUAUCACGCCGCGUCGAUGUACGACAUCGAUAAAGCGACGGUGAACGAGGAGGAAUAUAAUGCGCGGAACAAGCGCCACUUCUCGACUGAGACGAGGAAUUACAACUUGCAAAAUUCGAACAAGGAGGAAUCCCGGUGUCAAGAGUUUCUACGUUCCUUCUCAGUCACCGAGCGCGCGCGCGAGUCCGCCAAAAGCGCGAGCAGCUCGUCGCCGGACAGGAGCGAUCGGCGAGGCGUUCUCGCGGAUAAUCGAGACGCUGCGCCGCGAGAUUACGGCAAGAAUAGCAACAAGAGCAACAAUAACAACAACGAUGACGACGACGACGACGACGACGACGAAGACGACGACGACGGUGACGGCAGCGGAUCGUCGACCCCGCGCAGCCAGUAUGCCGACCCGGCGUUUGACGUCAUCACACAACAGACGACGAGUCGUCAGAGUCGCGACGACGUCGACUCCUUUUUCGGUGGCCCACCGUACACAGGAAAUGAUAGAUUAAUAAUAGAUUUUUUCACGUAUUUGGAGUCGUUACUUCUACGGCGAAAAUAUAACGGGGGACCAUCAUUUGACGCAACAUUUUAUUUUCCAACGUUAAACAUCACGACGCCGGUGGAUGACAAGAAAGUGGAACGUCCGAUCGAAGGGAUGGACGCGCUGAUCGAGGACGAGGCGUCGAAGGAAUGGAGCAGCGAGGACGAGAUGAAACCGACGAGCCGAAUUGGUACAAUUUCGAGGCACUCGGAACGCGGCGAGCCGAUCGCGAUGGUGGAUGAGAAUUGCAACGGCAGCACGACCGGGAGCAGCUCCGAACAACCGGAGAGUCGCGCGAGAAGAAGAUCCAUCGUAUCCGUGAUUGCGAACGAGCGAGUUCUUCCCUACGAGGAGCCGAAUGUGUCCAAGGAAUCGUUGCAAACCACCAGCUCCACGAGGAGUGCGAGCCCUAAGAAGUCCGAGUCUCUGUAUCAAUCGCCGAAUCACAGCACUCAUCACCUGCCACUCUCCAAUUUGUCGCCGUCCAAGCGGAAUUCCCGUUGCGGCUCGCGCAACUUGCUGUUCGAACAUCAGACCGGGGAAUCUAGGGAUUCCAGCGAAGAGAGAUUAAUCGCUUCCAUAGUACCUGAGGAUGCUUCCAUUCGAUCGUUGGACACCGGUCGUCCGCAGAUUGACGUCGGCAUGGCCGACUCACCGACGAUUAUCAUCGCGUCGAGGCCCCAUUCUCACGAGACCACCGAGUACGUCGACAACACGAGAAAUAUCGAGAAUGCGAGCAGUAGAAGUACGCUCAGUCGAAACAACACUCAAGAGUCUACGGAGGAAGAGUUCAGUGUGAACGACAAUCUGGAGGAUAGACAGAGCAAGGACAGCGCGAGCGAAACGAACACGGAGCCGGGAAUACUGAAGAUCGAGUCUGGUCCCAUGGACGUUCUUGAAGCACGUAGAAGAAUCCCCUCGAAAGUACCGGUACGCGGUACUAGUAGAUACCGAACACUUUCUACCAAAAAAGCCGCGGAGAAGCCCUCGGAGAAGUGCAAGCGGAUGGUGCAACAAUGCUUUACGCAGCUUGAGAAUAAAGACUGGGAAAUAACGAUGAGAGGAUUAAAGUCCCUGUCUCAAAUUUCGAAGCAGUCGCCAGAAUACCUGGAGAUUUUCACGGUUGGAACUAUAGCGAGGCUUUUGGGACGACACGUGAGGAAUCUCCGUUCGCAAGUGGCGCGAGCUGCGUGUCACACUUCCGGCGAUGUUUUUAGUUCGCAGAUUCGGGGCAUUGAUCAGGAUCUGGACGAGAUAGCGGGACCUCUGCUUCACAGGACGGCCGAUACGAAUCGAUUUCUUCGAGCGGAUUGCAACGCAGCUCUGGAUCAGAUGGUGCAGCAUCUGCCGCCUCAUAAAACCAUCGGUGUCAUCGUCCUGCGAGGAGCGAGCCAUCAGAACGCUAUCGUUCGCGCGGCGACCGCGCGACUGUUAUCAGACAUUAUCGAUAACAUUGGGCCCGAUCACGUGAUGAUCUUGCCGCGCGACGUGAGGGAUAAAUUACUGAACACCGGCGCGAAAAUGCUGAUGGACGGAAAUUUGGACGCGAGGAAUCACGCGAAGAGGAUGUUUCGGCGACUGACCCGUUGCGAAGGCUUUCGGAAAGCGCUGACGGAUGCGGUGCCCGAGGCGACGUUACGACACAUCGACAAGAUCAUGAAGACCCUUUAACUGAGAUGGACCGUCCGAGCGAUUUAGUCAGCAUAAUGCAACUUAGGUCUGCCGCCGCUUGGACUACUUCAAAAGACUGCUUCGACGCGGCCGACGACCCGGUCGGAGAAUUGAUUUACGGCACGAAUUUUGUACGAAAGAUGUGUAUAUCAAGGAAAAUGUGAUCAGACAGACGGUCGUGAAUAGCUUCUCUCCCUAUACGCGUACAUUUCCCUUCCGAAAUUACGGAAUCGAAUACAGCGAGAGACGAUUCUUUUUUCAGUGAGGCGCGAGGGAGAGCGCGCGUUGCUCGACUCAUCGAUUUUAUUUAUUUACUUUUUUUUAUCGACAGAGACUCUUAUCGCGCGUGGACGUUUUGAUACUUGAUGACUUUAAUAUACACGCGUGUACAAUCGCGAACUUAAAGGUUGACACGUUUCUUCUUCGAUGCACCUCGGCACACAGCCGACGUCCGAGAGAAGAAAUUAUUUGCUCGAAAAAUUCUCAGAAGAUGAGUUUCAAUUCUUCGCGGCCGUAAUACUUUAGAGGUAAAAGUACUUUAUCGGUAAUAUCCCGAACUCUAUUUGGCCGCGACGGAUUAAUAGGCUUUAAUAAGGUGAAAGAGUAAGACACUUUAUGUUUCAUAUGAUAUACAAAAGUGUUACGUAAGCUUAGACAAGUUUAUCAAUCUUUAUGUCCGCGAUUGUACAUGAAUUUUUUUAUAUAAUUGUAUAAACGAGGCGCACUUCGGCGCGAGUACAUGCGGAGAACAAAUAGUAGUGCCUUCUCACAUAUCGCGGUGACCGUAAUGAAUCUCCCGGCUCGAUCACACACUCGCUCGCACAAACAAAGAAAUAAAAACCGAUCGGCCAAUCGACGCUCGUGACUGACGUAUAAAUAAUCGCCGACGUCACUCGAAAAAAAGGAUAGUCAUGUUAUUGUCGUCUUCACCAACUCUACAUCGACGAGUUGCAGGAAGAGAAAAUCUAAACGAACUUCCUUUUCCGGAGCGGAAAAGGGUUCGAAAUCGUUGCUGGCGGCAAUGAUUCCGUUUCCCGGAGUCGAUGAUGCUUCUGUCAGCCAAAAAUUUGGAUACAUUUGUUCGACACUGUCAAGUGAAUAAAUUGCUGUUUGGCGAUUUGAUCGAUCCACUGAAUAACACUCCAAAACGCGAAGAAGAGAAAAAAAGAGAGAGGAGAAAGAGGGAGAGGGAGAAAGAGAAAAAAACGUCGGCGCGAGUAUCCGUAAAAUUUUGUAGAUUAAAUAUAUCGAGUGUGAUGACAGUUUGAUAUUUGCGAGAGAGAAAUUACAAUAGGCAUCCGAGCAUACGACUCUAAUUUUUAAACCGUCCUUUAGAAUUGUAUAUUUGAAGAAUAAUUCAUAUUUAUACAGAUAUACAUAUAAAGAAAAUAAUAAUUUAUACACAUACAUAUA